CUGAGCUACGGGACCAUUGACAAGCAUUAGAAUCAGAACUAACAAAUAUCGGUUUCUUUCGCCGUGGUUAUUAGUCAACUCAAUUAAAACAUCCGGUUUCAAAAGUCAACGGAACACCUUCUGUUAAAGUUAGCAUCCUGCAAAAAUUUUAGUGAAUUUAUCAAGAAAGUUUGCUAAUGAAGACGUUGAAUCCAAGCCCAGGUAACUGUAGGAGAAAUGGAGUAAUCGGGCUGGGCCUGUUGCCCGAUCAAGGCCCGAGUACUAUCAACAUCAAGCUCUCUCACGGGCUUAACCACUAUGAAGUAUUCGUGCCAUUUAGCUCUAGUUUUGAGAUGCCCGAUUACGUAGCAGGUUAUCUCAAGUCCUUUGUUUGUCGACAAAUUGGUUUGAGGCCCGAGAGGCACAAACUCUUGUUCAGAGGUAGUGAGAAAGAAGACGAUGAGGAUCUCCUGACUGCAGGUCUAACGGACUAUUGUGAGGUGUUACUCGUGGAGGCUGAGGCAUUUGAGAAAGCAAGCCAUGAAGAAGUUGAGUCGAAAGGGGAAGAAGCUGUUUCUCAAGUUAGGAAAGAGGUCGACAAGCUCGACCAACAGGUGUCAUCUUUGCAAGCUCUUGUGAACCGUGGAAUUAAGGUUGACGAUAAGGAAAUCAUUUAUUUGACCGAAAUGCUAAUGAGGCAAUUGCUUAUAUUGGAUGGCAUUGAAGCUGAAGGAGAAGGGAGAGUCAAGAGAAAGAUGGAGGUUCGUCGAGUCCAGAGCAUCGUGGAGAUACUGGAUGCCUAUAAGUUGAGAAAUUUCAAACUUAUUUAGCAGCAUGCACAGAUUCUCUGUAGACGCUCUGCAGUGUUAGAUUCUUUCUCCUUUUUCGUCUUCUUCGAUUAAAUAGCUUCUUGCUUGGAACAUUGUGGGUAAUUAAUUAUAUGCUUGGAUUGUAGAUUUUUUGUGAAUCUUUUCAUUUGUUUGGAACAUAGUGGCUAAUUAUAUGUUUGGAUUGUAGCUUUUUUGUUAAUCUUUUCAUCUAGUAAUUGCUUCUUCACGAUCGUGAUUAGAAAACAGAAAAAGAAGAGUACACAGACAGCUUUUACUGCAAACUAAGCAUAAUACAAGAAUAAGGAUACAAGAACUACACUUGUUUAAGUGGUAACAAACAAAUCACACCAAAACAGCAGCUCACAAAUCUAUAGUGACCCCACGAGCCCCAGUGAAAAUCCCGGGCGGUCGAGCCAUCUCGUCAGCGGGGUUAUGCCAGCCGUGCUUAGCCGCGUCAAACUUUUCACCGUCUCCCCACAAUGCAUACGCCUCCUCCCCGUGUACUGCAUCGUCUCCGAUCAUCAGCUGAUCCUCCGGCAUUCUCAGCGGCAUAAGUAGCCGGAUUACGAGCAGAAUCACGCUUGUUGCCACAAAGUUCCACCCGAUGAUGAAAAGUGCCGCCACAAGCUGCUUCACGAAGAGGAUGCCUCCGCCAUAAAAGGCGCCUCUCGUGUUUGUGACGGGAAGAAGCAUACUGCAAAGGGUCGGGUGGGCAAAUAGGCCGGUCAGGAGGCCGCCGAGGAUUCCGGCAACCGCAUGCGUAUAGAACACGGCCAGCGUGUCAUCGACCUAUAGCAUAAAAGGGCAAAAUAGGUAGAAUUGUAUAUUCCAAGAUCAUACAUGAAUUGGAUGUUUAGUUUGCAUAUAUCAAAAUUAGUGUAAAUAAAUAGAGGUGCUCAGAAGUCCCUUUGAUAAAAUUGGAACGAUACAGAG
Messenger RNA from Striga asiatica, 1742 nucleotides. NCBI's taxonomy places the organism in Eukaryota, Viridiplantae, Streptophyta, Magnoliopsida, Lamiales, Orobanchaceae. The record is from the annotation of a GenBank genome assembly.